GCCCAAGGAUGUGUAUUUAUUCUAUAUUUAUUUUUAAUAAAAAUUAUUACAUAUAUAACUUAUUAUUAAAUUAUCUUAUAUAAUAUGUAUCAUAAUAUUAUAUUUUUUAGUUUAUUUUAAAAUUUUGAAACUGUAAAGAAAAUGGAGGAUUUUUAGAGACUUGCCUUCCCUCAGGUCAACUCUUCACCUUGCCGGCGGCUCCGGAAGAAAGCUCCGAUGGCCCCUCUCGCCCCAAGGACUGGCGAUGCGGUCUUCGCCAAUGUCGAACGCGUCAAUGCAGAGCUCUUCACCCUGACGUAUGGCGCCAUCGUGCGGCAGCUCCUCACGGAUCUGGAGGAGGUGGAGGAGGUCAACAAGCAGCUCGAUCAGAUGGGUUACAAUAUUGGAGUUAGAUUGAUUGAUGAGUUUCUGGCCAAGUCCAAUGUGUCCAGAUGCAUUGACUUCAGGGAGACAGCUGAUGUAAUUGCAAAGGUUGGCUUCAAAAUGUUCUUAGGAGUCACUGCAUCUGUGACAAAUUGGGAUCCUGAGGGGACAAGUUGCAGCCUUGUUUUGGAGGAUAAUCCACUAGUAGACUUUGUUGAGCUUCCUGAUACAUGCCAAGGCCUUUACUACUGCAACAUCUUGAGUGGAGUUAUAAGAGGAGCAUUGGAAAUGGUGUCAAUGAAGACUGAAGUCACCUGGGUCCGCGAUAUGCUCCAUGGAGAUGAUGCAUGUGAGCUGCGCGUGAAGCUUCUGAAGCAAGUACCAGAGGAAUACCCAUACAAAGAUGAUGACUAACUUCUAAAUCAUGUCGAUGUUGAUCCUCUUUUUCCCCAAGAAUUGGCUACUUUUUUUAUGGCUGCCCUAGUUAGUUUUCAAGGCCUUAUUAUUUCUCAAGGUGUUUUGUCCACACCUAGAUUAGAAAGCUAUGUUAUGUUUCAUACUUGGGUCACUUGCUUUCAUAAAUAUGUAAAGGAUGUUCACAUGUUCACUUAAUGUAGUUUGGAACUAAAACGUUUUGCUUGGAUAUAGAUGUAGGUAUAAUCUUAUUGA
Molecule: messenger RNA, 1032 nt
Organism: Elaeis guineensis (African oil palm)
Lineage: Eukaryota; Viridiplantae; Streptophyta; Magnoliopsida; Arecales; Arecaceae
Biological process (GO): Golgi vesicle transport
Cellular component (GO): TRAPP complex
Source: RefSeq, a predicted model, not a curated record